Molecule: messenger RNA, 509 nt
Organism: Neohortaea acidophila
Lineage: Eukaryota; Fungi; Ascomycota; Dothideomycetes; Mycosphaerellales; Teratosphaeriaceae
Exons: 1
Coding region: 110-394 (94 amino acids)
Source: RefSeq, a predicted model, not a curated record
AAUGCGGAAAAAAAAAGAGAAACGUACGUGUCUGAUCCGAUCGCAGAAUCGGUGUCGAUGUCCUACUUAAAGUAAGUUUCCGUGAGCAGCAAAAAAAUCGGGUUGAGCGAUGCGUUGGCGCUCAAGGCAAGGGGAUCGGAGGUGCGACGUGCAUCGGGAACCAAAUCUUGCUCCUCUGCGUUCUGGCUCUCAAGCCACGGCUGAACGGCCUGGUCCCAGUUCGCCUCAUCCGAUGUCAGCGUCGGCGCAAGGCUGCUCUGGUCUUCAGGCGCUUCGGAAGCGUUUGCGGGUGGACUGUCAGGAGCUGCGGGCGGAUUUGGAACAUCGAGACUUUGAGGCUGCUCGUCUGGUUUGGCGGCCUCCUGGUCUGUGGCGUGCUCGAGAGCCGGCGUAGACUUGCCGUCUUCGCUCGGCUGUGGUGGAGUUUUAGGGCGUACGCCUUCGGUCUCCAUUAGAUCGACGGGGAAGAAGUUUCAUGAAUGAAACUCUGCCUUUCCAGCAUUGGACGU